Salpingoeca rosetta is the source of this 1378-nucleotide messenger RNA. RefSeq lists its product as uncharacterized. The record is from RefSeq and is a predicted model, not a curated record. NCBI's taxonomy places the organism in Eukaryota, Choanoflagellata, Craspedida, Salpingoecidae. The transcript has 8 exons. Bases 79 to 1005 code for a protein of 308 amino acids.
CGCAACGCAUCCAAACAAACUCGUCCCCCUUAUCAAAUCAAGCAAGCAAAGCAAGCAAGCAAGCCCACAACGACGACGAUGAGCACGUAUGACACUGGGGUUGGCAGGGCGCUGGACUCAAUGCACCUGUCGCUGAAAGGCGACAUCCAAGACACCAAGGAUCACAUCUCUCGCCUCCGCUCACAGCUCUCAUCACCCAAGGGGAGAUCGCAGCAACGAUACACCACCGAUGAUGAUGAUGGUGGUGACGAUGACGGUGGUGAUGGGUACGAGUACGACGACACAACCGACAACACGGAGCAAAUCAACGUGCAGGCGCUCCUGGAAGAGAACGAGAUCCUCAAGCGGAAGCUGCGACGUGCCAACAAGCAAGCCCAGCGACGAGAAGUUGAACUGGAGGUUGAGCUGCAGCGGUUGCGUGAAGAGCUGCAACGACUGCAUCGCAGUGGGCUGCAUCACGAGCCUUUGGAACGGAGCAAGCUCAAAGAGCCCCUGCGCCCGCCCUCUCGAAGCUCCCGCGCAGAGUACCUCAAGACACGCCGGGCGCAGGAAGCGCUUGACCAGAAGUUGACCCGAGCAAUGACGGAAGCGAAUGAUGUGGCGCUGCGCAACGAUGCGCUCAUGGCCGAGAACACGCAGCUGCGGCAGGAGGUCGCCCGCCUCCGCCAGGAAAACACAGACCUCCUCCUCUUUGCAAAGGAUUCCCAGACGGACACGCGUGUGCUGCGUGCGCAGGUGGUGACCAACGUGGCCCACCGCGCCGCGCUCCUACGCCGUCUCGGCCGCUCCGAGCGCGAUAAGCACCAGCUCGAGGGAAACCUCGCAUCCCUCUCCCAACGCUUCGUCCGAUCAACGCAGGAGGACGAACAGGAACAGGAGAUGCUGCGAUGGGCGCGAAUUGAUGCGCUGUCACGAACGCCGCGAUCACAGUCGUCGUCCUCCCGCCAACCCCGCCGAGCAGCACGCACCAGGAACAUUCGUGUCGAGACGUGGGCCGACCAGUAGUGACCAAGCUUCUGUUCAACGCUUCGACAAUCCCCCCCCCCAAACCACACACACACACAUAAUCGCCCCCCCCCCUUGUUGAUUUGGUUGUUCAUACCAUUCCUGUAGGCUGUCAUGUACAUGCCACUUUUACAUUGUUGCACACUCUUCUUAGUCUUGUGAAUGUGCUUUCCCCCUCCCCCCCCCCUUCUUCUUGCUUACUUGUUUGUUUGUUUGUUUGUGUUUGGACCGUAUUCGCUCUUGCUUCCACCCCACCCCCUUCUCCCUUAGCUUGCUCGUUUGGUGUCAAAGUACUGGAAUGUGGUCUUUUCUUUUGUGCAUAAAACACACACGCACCCCGCCACACAAGCAGGAAAGCUACGCCAUACACGAG